Messenger RNA from Sphaerulina musiva SO2202, 2849 nucleotides. RefSeq lists its product as uncharacterized. Lineage: Eukaryota; Fungi; Ascomycota; Dothideomycetes; Mycosphaerellales; Mycosphaerellaceae. Bases 255 to 2411 code for a protein of 718 amino acids. The transcript has a single exon. Gene Ontology annotation, molecular function: mRNA binding. The record is from RefSeq and is a predicted model, not a curated record. Gene Ontology annotation, cellular component: exon-exon junction complex. Gene Ontology annotation, biological process: mRNA processing.
GGAGCGUUCAUCUUCUAUCUCUAUCUCCGUUCGCAGCGCGGUGGCCGGCAACAGCGCUGGUGAUGAAAUGACCACGUCGUGGCUAUCCACUACUGCGCGCUCUUCUCCUUCUUCAUAGCCACUAUUCCACGACGGCACCCUCUGUUUGCCGCUGGACUGGACCUUUUACGCCAUCCGGCUCGGGCUGUGCUGGUCUACCUCAUCAUUCCUCGAACGAUUUCCCCGAUAAUCGACCCUGAUUCGAACGUGGCAACAUGGCCGCGGGACGCUCCAUGAAGUCGCUUGUCAGUCGGCGGAGACGCGGGGAUGAGGAGGGCGAGGACGAUGAAGGCCCUGUAAUGGUGGAAGAUUCGCAGAGCGAAGGCUCCGUGCUCAGCGAUCUUGAAGACGACGAUGAGGCGGACACGAGCAGCAUGGCUCAGUCCAGCGCAGUGGGGGGAGGAGCAGACUCGACACACGGCGAAGUCAUCAAGGCAGCAGCGAAAAAGCAGAGCAGAAAUAGGCAUGGGAAGAAACAGACCAAGGAAUCCGAGCCAACGCCAGUGGAAUCAUCCCAGCUCCAGCCCCAACCUGCUUUCAAGCCUGCGCCAGACACCGAAGCCAUGCUGAAUGGUCUUCCGAUUGGACACCAGUCGGUACAAGCAGUGGUCGACUUCGAGGGCACGGCUCGCAGUGCAAAUGUUGACUCAGCUGCUUCGGCCUCAGCGCCGGUUAUUGUGUCAACGGAUAGGAGUACCACAUCGCCUGCAAUCCGUCAACGAAAAGAGCACGAGGAGUACAGGAGAAAGCGCGAGGCCGACCCCUCCUUCGUCUCCAACCGAGGGAACUUCUUUAUGCACGAUACCAGGGCAAAUCAAGGUCAAGGUACUCUUCCUUUUCGAGGCGCAUGGGCUGGCAGAGGCCGUGGAAGAGGCGGCGGUGGCAACGCAGGUGGACAUUUUGCACCAGUCAAUCAAGUGGUUCAGCAGGAAAAGGUGGCCGAAGAACCAUGGAAGCACGACCUGCACGAUACCAUCAACGAGGAGCCAGCCCCUGCGAAGCCGGCCGAUCUUCCUCAACAUCAGAUCGAGUCUCCGCGCCUGUUCUCAAAGACUGGUGGUCAGAACAAUAAUAAUGGUCCCCACGCGAAACUCUCGUUCUCCAGCACGACGCUUGUCGGCAAAGUUCAGAUUCGAGUGCUGUUGCCAGGCAUGAAAGCACCCAUAACCUUCUCCGAAGUGCCUUGGAAACAAUAUACUCGUCUACCAGAUCAUCGUCCGCCACUUCGCCGUGACAAGCCCGUGCGCAUAUCGAUACCUGAGCAUGUGCAACGCUACAUAUUCCCAUCUUCUCAGCGAUCAUUCAUCUUCAUUCCAAGACAGAUGAGACCUAAUCAGCGUGGUUAUGGGAAUGAUCGCUAUCAGCGAAGCAUUGGCGGUAUUGGCUACUCGAGCAGAAGGACUAGCAUGUACGGCGGCAGCGUGUACGCUGGGAGCAUUGCUGCCAGUCGACGCUCCUCAUUUGCUAGUAUUGCCCGUGAGAAUGCCUUUUCUCCCGUUGGCUCUUACGUCGGCAUGCCGCCAAACCGACCGGUAGUAAGACUUCCGCAUGGCGCGCAUGGCUCCCAAAUGGGACCCCUCUCAGGUCACCAGACGCCUACUGGGAUGCACAUGCAUACCUUCCCUCCACCUGCCCAGCCAUACCAUCAAGGAACCCCCACGACGACUGUCCAUCAGCCUAGACCGCAGAAGGUCAUUUCUGUCACCGGCAUCGAGUCUCCAGCCAUGCUGUCACAAGCUCACGGUCCAGCAGAGCAGCAGCCAUUCGCCAACCAGUUGCCUGCACAUAUGCAUGACCACCAGACACUACCUCCACCAUAUUUCUCGCCGCGGCAACAGUUCUCAUUUCCACAACGGCAAUCUGGCACACCUCUCUCGGGCAUUCCAGAACAGGCCAUGCACGCUCCUGCCUUUCAGCCCAUGAUUCCCUAUACACAAGGACCCUACUAUGCGCCGUAUCCGUCCCAGCAGCAGGGCUAUUACUAUCCCUCAGGACACAAUGGAUUCAACCCGAUGCCCAUGUAUAUUCCGCCACAACAGAACUACAUGAUGGCGCCGCCCUCUGCCCCUGCGGUGCCACCUCCACGAUCUCCUGUGCAGCAAAGACCUUCGCAGACUGUGGAGGGCGAGGAGUCGUCGGCGCCUUCUGGCAUGGUGGCCCACGAGAGUAACGGCAUGGUCUUUUAUUUGCCGGCAGCAGACGCGUCAACGCAAGCUCAAGGCGAAAACUACCAACCUGCCGAGAGUUUUGUGCCCGCAUACGCCAUGCCUGGCUUGCCACCGCCCACACCGGCGCCGGAGUCGGCGUAUUUCUACCCUCCACCGCAGAUGCCCAUGGCAAGCUUUUAUCCAGGCCCAGGUCAGCAGCAAUAGGAGGCAGAACUCGAAGGGCUUAGACUGUAGGUAGUUGUGGAAGGGGAGGGAAAAAGGAGCAAUAACGUGACGACCAAUGACUGAUUCAUUUUGUAUUUUUUUUUUUUCUCUUUUUUUUUGUUCAUUCGACAUGUUUGGAGUUGCGUCCUAGGCGGCGUUGUUGGGACACUAGCAAGCAUGGCGUUCAGUGAUUGAGGCGGUCAGGCGUUCAGUGGAAAAGGGCUGAUGUUUGAUGCUUGGGCCCUUCUCCUUUACAUUAGGUUACUUACCUUAGUAUGCUUAAAGAUGGAGGUUGUGCAUCGACGGAUAGUAUGGACACGCUCAGGGUUCCGGACGAGGUGGUGGACGGCGGAGGCGAUUGAAGACGGGCAGGUCAGGUAGUGGCGGUCAUUGCUAUAGUGUGGGACAUAGCCAUGGUUCAUCUUCCCGGCUUCUGAC